Messenger RNA from Impatiens glandulifera, 1102 nucleotides. RefSeq names its product caffeoylshikimate esterase. Gene Ontology annotation, molecular function: lipase activity. NCBI's taxonomy places the organism in Eukaryota, Viridiplantae, Streptophyta, Magnoliopsida, Ericales, Balsaminaceae. Gene Ontology annotation, cellular component: membrane. The transcript is spliced from 2 exons. The coding region runs from base 77 to 1042 and encodes 321 amino acids. The record is from RefSeq and is a predicted model, not a curated record.
UCCUCUUCACCUACUACCACUCGUCUCUUUCCUCCAACUCUUAACCGCCGGAAAAACUCACCGCCGGCGACCCAAAAUGACCGACUCGCCGCCUCCCAAUUACUGGGGAGACAUGCCGGAGGAUGAAUUCUACGCCUCCCAAGGAGUACAAAACACCAAAUCCUACUUCGAAACACCAAACGGAAAACUCUUCACCCAAUCUUUCAUUCCUGUUCAGGAUUCUUCACCCGUCAAAGGAACAGUCUUCAUGUCCCACGGCUACGGUUCUGAUACGGGUUGGCUAUUUCAAAAGAUCUGUAUCACCUACGCCAAUUGGGGAUACGCCGUUUACGCCGCCGAUCUACUGGGUCACGGCAGAUCCGACGGAAUCAGAUGCUAUAUGGGUGAUAUGGAUAAGAUUGCGGCGACUUCUUUGUCUUUUUUCCGUAGCGUUCGCCAGAGCGAAUCGUAUAAAGACCUGCCCGCCUUUCUGUUUGGCGAAUCCAUGGGCGGCGGAAUCACGAUGCUAAUGUAUCUCCAAUCUGACCCAGAUGAAUGGACCGGGGUUAUCUUUUCCGCUCCUCUGUUUGUCAUCCCUGAACCCAUGAAACCAUCAAAGCCGCAUUUGUUCUUUUACGGAAUGUUGUUUGGAUUAGCUGACAGUUGGGCUUUAAUGCCUGAUAACAAGAUGGUAGGAAAAGCCAUUAAAGAUCAGGAAAAGCUAAAGAUUAUUGCGAGCAAUCCACGGCGUUAUACAGGUAAACCUAGGGUUGGAACAAUGAGGGAGAUUGUGAGGAUGUGCGAUUACAUACAGAGUAAUUUUCAUAGAGUGACGGCGCCGUUCUUGACUGUUCAUGGGACGGCGGACGGAGUGACGUGUCCGACGAGCUCGAAGCUUCUUUAUGAGAAGGCGUCGAGCGAAGACAAGACAUUGAAGAUCUAUGAAGGAAUGUAUCAUUCGCUGAUUCAAGGAGAACCUGAUGAAUGUGCUAAUAUUGUUCUUGGUGAUAUGAGAGCUUGGAUUGAUGAAAGGGUUGAGAAAUAUGGAUCCAAAAAAGUUUAGUUUUUGAACUUUAUUAUUAUUAUUAUUAUUUGUUGUUUAAUAAAGUUUAAAUUUUGAUUA